Molecule: messenger RNA, 912 nt
Organism: Diaporthe batatas
Lineage: Eukaryota; Fungi; Ascomycota; Sordariomycetes; Diaporthales; Diaporthaceae
Exons: 4
Coding region: 1-912 (303 amino acids)
Source: RefSeq, a predicted model, not a curated record
AUGCAGGAAAGCACCCGCCCUCGAGUGGAUCCCGCCAAAAUCAAUGCCGCUCCUUAUGCGAUACAGAGGUUCCUAUUGCUACAAAAUGGCCACCAAGGCAUUGAACCCACGAUCUUGUCCAAGAUUCAGGGCACCAUCUCCCUCGCCAACCUCAUCACGGAAAGCAACAUCAAGGCCUAUGUGCUACCCGUCGCGCUCUUCUCCAUGCUGAGCCUGGCAUCUGGGGGAGUCACCACCACCGCGCCGAGCUGGUACGACGUCGUCACGGCAUUUCCUAGGGCGCUGACUUACAUCUGGCUGUAUGUCUUCCAUUUCGACCUGAGCAACCAGAAGGACCCCGGAUCCAUCGAGGAGGACAAGCUCAACAAACCCUGGCGUGCGAUCCCGUCGGGCAGGCUCACCAUCGAGGCCGCUCAGAAGUGGUAUGUAGUCGCCACGUGCAUGCUGCUGACCGCCAGCCUGCUGCUCGGCGGGUUCCCGGAGGCGCUCUCGUGGUGGGGCAAGAACAUUAUCAACGCCCUCUUCUACACGACAGGUCAGCUCGGUACCACGCGGGUGGCCGCCAUAAAGUCCACAUCUAUGAGCCACAUCCAGGACUUCAGGGAUCAGGAGGGUGACAAGAUCCGCGGCAGGCGAACAGUCCCGCUCGUUCUGGGCGACAGCUGGUCUCGUGUCGUGACAGCCGUGGUCAUCCUCCUUUUCUCGAUUGCGCUACCUAUCUACUGGGAGGCCAGAGUCCUCGAGUUCCUGUGGCCACUUGUCAGUGGAGGUUUUGUCGCCGCCCGCCUGAUGCUCUACAGGACUGCCAAAGCCGACCGCAUGACUUUCCAUAUGUACACGCUAGGAUGGCUCCCGGCACUCUACGCUAUUCCUUUUGUCGUUAAGACGGGCCUACUGAGGUUCUGGGCUUAG